Messenger RNA from Budorcas taxicolor (takin), 1237 nucleotides. It is a transcript of the gene ATP6V1E2, whose product is annotated as ATPase H+ transporting V1 subunit E2. Gene Ontology annotation, biological process: proton transmembrane transport. Lineage: Eukaryota; Metazoa; Chordata; Mammalia; Artiodactyla; Bovidae. The record is from RefSeq and is a predicted model, not a curated record. Gene Ontology annotation, cellular component: proton-transporting two-sector ATPase complex, catalytic domain. Bases 394 to 1074 code for a protein of 226 amino acids. The transcript is spliced from 3 exons. Gene Ontology annotation, molecular function: proton-transporting ATPase activity, rotational mechanism.
GCCGCCGCUCUGCCCUGCCGGCUCACCCGAGCUUGGCUCCGCGCGGGGGCUGCGGGGAGGGGGCGUGGAGGAGGAGCCGAGGAGCCGCGUAGCUGGGAGGAAGCAUUCAGGUUCUGGGAACACACCGUGGGAAAUGCUCAGUUAGUUAUGUACUCACGCCAUGCUUCCGAGGCCUCAACUCUCAAAUCCCAAAUCUGAUUUCCGUUGUCCUGAAAGACAUCCUGGCUUUUCAGAAGUUCCUUGUGGAGUCCCACUGGAUGUCUCACCAGACCCCUCCAUCAUGUUUGAGUCUCAGAAAGUGGAGUUCCAGAAACAUACCUGAAAUUAUGCCCUAAGUCAGAGGAACCAGAGGGCCCACCAGUUCUUCCUCUACCUCUCUUUCCAGGAGCAGCCAUGGCCCUGAGUGAUGUCGAUGUGCAAAAGCAGAUCAAGCACAUGAUGGCUUUCAUUGAGCAGGAAGCUAAUGAGAAGGCCGAAGAAAUAGAUGCCAAGGCUGAGGAAGAGUUCAACAUUGAGAAAGGACGCCUUGUGCAAACCCAGCGACUGAAGAUUAUGGAGUAUUAUGAGAAGAAAGAGAAGCAGAUAGAGCAGCAGAAGAAAAUCCAGAUGUCUACCAUGAGGAAUCAGGCAAGGCUGAAAGUCCUGAGAGCCCGAAAUGACCUCAUCUCAGAGCUGCUGAAUGACGCAAAGCUGAGACUCAGCCGGAUUGUGACAGACCCAAAAUUUUACCAGGGGCUGCUGGAUAAACUAGUGCUCCAGGGUCUGCUACGACUGCUGGAGCCUGUGGUGAUCGUACGCUGCAGGCCACAGGACCACCUCCUGGUGGAGGCUGCAGUGCAAAGAGCCAUCCCCCAGUACACCUCAGUCUCCCACAGAUGUGUGGAAGUUCAAGUUGACAAAGAGGUGCAACUGGCUGCAGACACAACUGGAGGUGUGGAGGUCUACAGUAGCGAUCAGAGAAUAAUGGUUUCUAAUACUCUGGAAAGUCGGCUGGAUCUCUUAUCUCAACAAAAGAUGCCAGAAAUACGAAAGGCCUUGUUUGGAGCCAAUGCCAACAGGAAGUUUUUUGUAUAAGCCUCUGGAAAGUGAAGCUCCUGUUGAACUUCUAAGCCGUAAAAGUAUAACUUAUUAGGGCAAAGCAAACUGGUAAUAUCUCCUCCUCUGUUUUGCCCUGGGAUUAGUCUAACUUUAUGAAAUACUCUCUGACUAGCUAAAGGCGUUAUACUUUGGAAUAAAG